AUCAAUUCAUUCACUGCAAACUCUGAAAUCUGAACUUUCCUGGAUAAUCAGAUUGCAGUUAUAGACUUAUUAGUUCUUUCGGACAAGUUUGAAACAGAAUUUGAGUUGUUUUAGGGUUGGAGUAUUUGGAUUUUGAAAGAGGGGAUAAUUAGAUUACAGUAUAAGUUUGUAGAGAUUUAUUAGUUCUCUUGAACAAGUUUGAAACAGAAUUUGAAUUUGAGUUGGUUUAGUAUUGAAGUGUAUUUUUGAAAGAGGUCACAAAUUCAAAUUGAUUUGGUGGACUAUAAAAACAAAGAGUUUUUUUAAUCCACCAUGUCUAGUGACAAUGCUAGCAGUGAUUACAACUCUGUGAAGGCAAGGGAGCUAUGCCGGCCACCCACUCUGCCUUUGCCAGCUGGUGGAGUGAACCCAAUCCAUGUGGAAGGUGUAGGACACGUAAGCAAUCCACCUCACUGGAAGAGAGCCGCUGAGGCCAUGGAGUGCAGCCACGUGGAGGAAGUGAGAAGAAUGAUUCGACAAUUUUAUCAGGCAGAGAAGGUGGUCCUGCGUGGCACGACCCUAACAGUGGGUCAGGUGACGGCUGUGACCCGGAGAAAGGAGGUGAGUGUGGAAUUGGACGAGGCAAGCGCAAAAUCAAGAGUGGAGGAGAGCGCGAAUUGGGUAGCAAACAACAUAGCGAAAGGAACUGACACAUACGGGGUCACAACAGGCUUCGGAGCCACCUCUCACCGGCGGACGAACAAGGCGGUGGAUUUGCAGCGCGAGCUGAUCAGAUUCUUGAAUGCGGGUGUUUUGGGCGGUGAGGGUCUGCAGCUACCAUGCGAGUACACCAAGGCCGCCAUGCUGGUCCGAGUUAAUACCCUUAUGCAGGGCUACUCUGGCAUCCGGUGGGAAGUCCUGGAGGCCCUGCAGAAGCUCAUGGACUGUAACAUUACUCCCAAAGUGCCCCUCAGAGGAACCAUCACAGCCUCCGGGGACCUGGUGCCUCUGUCUUACAUUGCUGGGUUACUGACUGGGCGCCCGAAUUCCAGAGCCGCGACGGCUCAGGGCGAGGAACUGGAUGCCCUGGAGGCGCUCAAGAGGGCCGGCAUUAAGGGAGGCCCUUUUGAAUUGCAGCCUAAGGAAGGGCUAGCACUCGUCAAUGGCACUGCUGUUGGGUCUGCCGUGGCGGCUUCCGUGUGCUUCGACGCCAAUCUGAUGGCCGUCCUGGUGGAGAUACUGUCUGCCCUGUUCUGUGAAGUUAUGCAAGGGAAGCCCGAAUUCACUGACCCACUGACCCAUGAGUUGAAACACCAUCCAGGUCAGAUAGAAGCGGCGGCAGUAAUGGAAUUUCUUCUGGACGGCAGCGAUUAUGUCAAGGAGGCGAAGCGGGUGCAGGAGACGGAUCCGCUGAGCAAGCCUAAGCAAGACCGUUACGCUCUGCGGACAUCUCCGCAGUGGCUGGGCCCUCAGAUCGAAGUGAUCCGCAUGGCCACUCACUCAAUUGAGCGCGAAAUCAAUUCCGUUAAUGACAACCCAUUGAUUGAUGUGGCCCGGGAUAUGGCACUCCAUGGCGGCAAUUUCCAGGGCACUCCAAUUGGGGUUUCCAUGGACAACACCCGAAUCGCCCUGGCGGCCAUUGGAAAGCUCAUGUUUGCCCAAUUCUCAGAGCUGGUGUGCGACUACUAUAACAAUGGCCUGCCUUCGAAUCUGUCUGGUGGGCCUAAUCCAAGCCUGGACUAUGGCUUCAAGGGCGCCGAAAUCGCCAUGGCUUCCUACACAUCGGAGCUUCAGUACCUGGCCUCCCCUGUUACUACCCAUGUCCAGAGUGCCGAGCAACACAACCAGGAUGUGAAUUCGCUGGGCCUCAUUUCAGCCAGGAAGACUGCAGAGGCCAUUCAGAUCCUGAAGCUCAUGUCCGCCACUUAUCUGGUGGCGCUCUGCCAGGCUGUGGACCUCCGCCACUUGGAGGAAAACAUGCGAGCGGUAGUAAAACAUGUGGUUUUACAGACGGCCAGGAAGACUCUCACCAGUGGUGAAGACGGGUCCCUGCUCCCCACACGCUUCUGCGAGAAGGAGCUCCUCCAGGUUGUGGACCAUCAGCCGGUUUUCUCCUACAUUGAUGACCCCUCCAACCCUUCCUACGCACUCAUGCUUCAGCUCCGGGAAGUUUUGGUCGACAAGGCCCUUGAAUGCCCUGAAGACGACCCCCAGCUCGGAACGCCUCUGCUGUUCCGCAGGAUUCCCAUCUUCCAAAAGGAGUUGAAAGCUCGGCUGGAUGAAGAGAUCCCCCUGGCCCAGAAGAAAUUUCAUGCAAAUGACUUCCCCAUCCCCAACAGAAUCAAGAAAUGCAGAACUUACCCCAUCUAUAAAUUCGUGAGAUCCCAACUGGGUACGGACUUGCUGAGUGGUGCUAAGACACGGAGCCCCGGUGAAGACAUUGAGAAGGUGUAUCGCGGCAUUUGUGAAUCAGAGAAUCUGUUUGGAGAGGUAGUGAUGAAAUGUUUGAACAUGUGGCGCGGUUCUGCAGGGCCCUUCACUCCGCGCUCACAGCAUCCUCCUCUCUCCCCUGCGCCCUUCAAUUCGUCGUAUUGGUCCUGGUUCGACACCGCCAAAUCGCCCUCCGCCACCAGCGGCAGAGGAUUUUGGAACACUGCAAACGCCACUCUCUGAGUUCCUCUUCCAUAGUCCUUUAUUCUUGGUGGCCCAUGAUAGACCCAUUUUCUCCUCUUGCAGAUGCAUCAUGCAAAAGUUUCAGAUUCCCUGUUCCACAGUUAUACAGAGUGAUACAGUCAAUUUUUCUGUUUUUCUAGGAUAUCCUUUAAAUUGAAAGCUCGACAUGCUCGCUGCUGUCAUGAGGGCCCAGGCCAUACUAUCAAUGCUUACACUAUCUCUGUUUUAUACAUUGCAAUACAGUGUUAAUGAAAAUAAGAUUCCCCGAUUACUCUCAAAUGAAAGCUCUUGACAUGCUCGCUGCCGUCAUGAGGGCCCAGUCCAUCCUAUCAAUGCUUUCACUAUCUGUGUUUUAUACAUUGCAAUACUGUCUUAAUGAAAAGAAAAUUCCUCGAGUA
Messenger RNA from Cryptomeria japonica (Japanese cedar), 3050 nucleotides. Its product is annotated as phenylalanine ammonia-lyase. The coding region runs from base 313 to 2652 and encodes 779 amino acids. Gene Ontology annotation, biological process: L-phenylalanine catabolic process. Gene Ontology annotation, cellular component: cytoplasm. NCBI's taxonomy places the organism in Eukaryota, Viridiplantae, Streptophyta, Pinopsida, Cupressales, Cupressaceae. The transcript has a single exon. The record is from RefSeq and is a predicted model, not a curated record. Gene Ontology annotation, molecular function: ammonia-lyase activity.